This is a messenger RNA of Pseudoliparis swirei, 1092 nucleotides long. RefSeq names its product adipogenesis associated, Mth938 domain containing (gene aamdc). Bases 348 to 716 code for a protein of 122 amino acids. NCBI's taxonomy places the organism in Eukaryota, Metazoa, Chordata, Actinopteri, Perciformes, Liparidae. The transcript has 4 exons. The record is from RefSeq and is a predicted model, not a curated record. Gene Ontology annotation, biological process: positive regulation of fat cell differentiation. Gene Ontology annotation, cellular component: cytoplasm.
UGACUCGCAGUUUCUCCUUGGUUUGGUGUAUACUGAGCUUGUAGGAUGUGGCCAGCACAAAAAUAGCUCCCGUCGCUAGCGGCAGAACCAGUGGUGGUGGAUCAGUUUGGCUUUUUGCAGCUGACUGCUGAUCAGCUCGUCCUGGUGUUGUCUGAAUAACUUUUGACUUGAUCUUUUCUCACGAAGAACCUCCAAGUCAUAUAUAUUCAUCGAUCAGAGGAACCGGGAAUGACACAAACAAUACUUGACAUUAAAUGACACCAGUACUCCCAUAAAGUACUUAUGCAGUGGCCAAACAAUCACAUACACACAACAAAGAACACACUCAGUAGGUGGUCUCAGAUGACAUGUCCUCUCCAGAGAUCGCCUCUCUCUCCUGGGGCCACAUCGAGGUGAAGGGAUGCUCCUCCAGCUACAAGGACUGUAAGGUCUGGCCCGGAGGCAGUCGGGCCUGGGACUGGAGGGAGACCGGGACCAACCAUUCCCCUGGAGUCCAACCCGCCGACCUGGAGGAGGUGCUGAAGAAAGGAAUAGAUUUGCUGGUCAUCGGCAGAGGGAUGAAUGAAGCUCUUCAGGUUCCCUCCGCCACGCUGGACUUUGUGACGCAAAAAGGCGUCGACGUCCGAGUCCUGCAGACGGAGAAGGCCGUUGCCGAAUACAACAAACUGGCUGGACAGGGCGCCAAGGUGGGGGGGGUCUUCCACUCCACCUGUUAAUGAUGUCACCCUUUUGCCUGGCUGCACCAACCGAGCGGGCCUUACGCGGGACGGAGGACAGAUGCAGCUCGCUGGCUCUUCUCGCUCUCCGCUUCUUUCAGAUUACAGACCACUGAUUUAGAGUUUAGCUGAAAACAUCGUCAUGUCUAAUUCAAGUAUUGAACAUGAUAUUCUGCUGUAAAUCAAUACAUUUCCCCACUGCAGGACUAAUAAAAGAUUUUAUUUUAUUAUGAGAUAAAAAUGCUUCUUUUGCAUCCAUUUGAUUUCACAGGCCAAUUUUGUGGGAUGUUAAAGCACAACACCACUUUUGUAGAUUUCAGGUCAUGCAUUUCUGCCUGUUUGCUGCACAAAAUAAAAUAAACAGUCAUCUCCAUCA